AUGGAUAUCCUCAAGGUUUUAUCCCGUGGAACUAAAAAGACACAAAAGAACAGCCAAAACUCUAGCAAUUCUCAGCAGAAGCUGCCCUCGGCUGGCACAUCUACAAACCCCCAGCUCUACCAUGAUCAGGUGCGCGGCCAGAAGCGAAAGCGAACAAAGAAUGAGCCCGAACCCGAAGCUCACCAUGAGCUCCCCGAAGUCGACUUCUUUGCCCCCAAGCCAGAGCCUGUAGUCAAGGCAGCUGUUGAGACGGAGGAGCCCGUUCAAGUACCGAAACCUACACGGCCGUCUCGAUUGUUGAGUGAGGACGAGUGUCGCCAGCUGCUACGAUCGCAUCGAUUAAAGAUCACUCUACUCUCAAAGACAGAGGAUCAGUCCAAGGUCAAGAAGAGCAAGAAAAAGAAGAAGGCGGCUGUCGAAGUGAAGAAAGAUGGAAAGAAGCAGCUCUUUCCACAGCCUUUGGACUCCUUUGGCGAGCUGCGCAAUGCCUACGGUCUCUCAAACAAGGUCGCCGAUAAUCUUGUAUUCCAGGGAUACCGAGUUCCUACUGAAGUUCAGAUGGGCAGUCUUCCUCUUCUCGUACACCCCCAGGCUGCCCUGAAAGAUGAAGAUGGACUAGAAGCAGGAGUCGAUUUCCUCGCAAUCGCCCCGACAGGAAGCGGAAAGACUAUCAGUUUCUUGGUUCCCGCUAUCAACAAUAUCUUGCGCCGGCGCUCGCAGCAAAGCCUCGACGAUAUUCACGAACUCGAGGCGAUUAUUGUUGCACCAACUCGAGAGCUGGUGCAUCAGAUCGUUAGCGAAGGACAGAAGCUUGCUCAUGGAACUCGGCUGAAGGUCGUCUCGAUGAAGAAGCGCACACAACUUUCAGCCGAGCAAGUGGAUAUGGCGGAAGAUGGCUCUGAGGAUGAAGAGGACAAGGAGUCAGAUUCUGAGGAUGAAGAUGAGAGCAAGGGAGACGACAAGCCCAAGCAAAUCACAAAGGCUGACAUUCUGGUCACCACACCCUUCCUCCUACUAAAGUUUCUUACUUCGGGACCUCCAAGCACACAAAAGGUUCUGCCUACUGUGAGAGACUUGAUAUUGGAUGAGGCGGAUGUCUUGCUAGAUCCUCUUUUCCGAGAUGCCAUGAUGUCUGACUGGACAGCAUGUACAAACCCCGACCUGAGGGUGUCAUUUUGGUCUGCUACCAUGGGCUCAAACAUUGAGUCUAUGGUUACGGAGAAGCUGACUUCAAGAGCACAGUCGCUGGGUAUCACACCGAAGCCCUUUGUGCGACUAGUCGUCGGUCUCAAGGAUACUGCUGUUCCAAACAUUGCUCACAAGCUUAUCUACACUGCGACUGAGCAAGGUAAACUACUGGCAUUGCGACAGCUGCUACAUCCUACGGCUGCUGAUGAUUCGGGCCCUCCUCUCCGGCCUCCGUUCUUGGUCUUUACGCAAACAAUUGACCGAGCAACUGCUCUGCACGAGGAGCUACAAUACGACAUUCCUCUAGAGGCUGGAGGUGCAGCAAGAAUAGCUGCCCUUCACAGUGGUCUCACAGACUCUGCUCGAUCUUCCAUCAUGCGCAAGUUCCGUGCUGGAGACAUCUGGGUUCUGAUCACAACAGAUGUGUUGGCACGAGGUGUAGACUUUGCCGGAGUCAACGGUGUUGUCAACUACGAUGUCCCCGGCUCCAGCGCGGGCUACGUCCAUCGCGCAGGACGAACAGGCCGAGCAGGUCGCGAAGGUGGUGUGGCGGUCACAUUCUACACCAAGGAGGACAUUCCCUUCGUCAAGAUGGUCGCCAAUGUUAUCGCUGCAAGCGAGAAGCAGGCUGGCAAAACAGGAGAUGAGGCCGGGGUGCAGAAGUGGCUCCUAGAUGCUCUCCCUAAUGUCGGCAAGGCAGACCGCAAGAAGCUCAAGGAGCGAGGUGUGGAAGCGCGCCGGAGUGGAAAUAAGGCCAAGAUCACGUCCAAGAGCGGGUAUGAGAGACGAAAGGAGAACAACCGCCGCGGUGCUAUUGAGGGUAGCAAGAAGAGGAAAUUACAGGCGAAUGAGGACAGUGGUGAUGAUGGUGAAUGGGGUGGUUUCGAUGACUAG
This is a messenger RNA of Fusarium proliferatum ET1, 2082 nucleotides long. RefSeq lists its product as uncharacterized. Gene Ontology annotation, molecular function: ATP binding; RNA helicase activity; nucleic acid binding. The record is from RefSeq and is a predicted model, not a curated record. Gene Ontology annotation, cellular component: 90S preribosome. The transcript has a single exon. Gene Ontology annotation, biological process: maturation of SSU-rRNA. NCBI's taxonomy places the organism in Eukaryota, Fungi, Ascomycota, Sordariomycetes, Hypocreales, Nectriaceae. The coding region runs from base 1 to 2082 and encodes 693 amino acids.